Molecule: messenger RNA, 3255 nt
Organism: Trichoplax adhaerens
Lineage: Eukaryota; Metazoa; Placozoa; Uniplacotomia; Trichoplacea; Trichoplacidae
Exons: 22
Coding region: 1-3255 (1084 amino acids)
Molecular function (GO): calcium ion binding
Source: RefSeq, a predicted model, not a curated record
AUGAUAAUUAAAGCCAUUGGCCAUAUUAAAUGUAAAUUAGAUUGGUAUCAGCAGGUUUGCGGAACCGCUAAGGCCUGCUUAUCGAUGCCUACACUUGAUUCUAUUAAUUGGACGGCUGAAAUUUAUAUAAGAUGUACUAUAAUUCUAGCGCCUUGUCAUUCCACCAAUGAACUACUUGCAGCUCAUAAUAAUUCCAGAAUAAUAUCGAGGUUAUUAGAUCCUAUGUCUAAAGCAAUUAUUACUAUGGACGGUACUAGAUUACUACAAGUGAUGAUAAUUUUAUUCUGCUGCUUUAAUUCGGCUCGAUCAGCUGAUCCUUGCUUCAAUACCAACCACUGUGAUACUAAAACAGUUUGCAUAGCUAGCAAUGCCUCUUCUAUGGGAUAUUUCUGUAAAUGCCGUGCUGGUUAUUAUCCUACGAUUUCUUCAGCUGUUGAUCCUCACUGCCAACAGGUCAUGACGGUUAAGGGGACAGUGGGAUUUUUAGAUAACUAUACACCGGCCAGCAUAGAAAACGACGUGGAACAAUUUACCAUCUUGAGUAGUUUUCCAGGUCAUAUGAGCACGCGUUUUCGAACUCUUCGAAUGCCUCCAAUCGUUGCCAACUAUUACUUGAUGUUUCAUUUCGACGCAGCGAUAGAAUAUCAAAAAUUGAAUAAAGACAUAAGCACUAUGUUAUCAACAGAUACAAAAUAUAAAAUAUUAUACGCGGAUCACUCUAGAAUUAGUGAGUGUGAUUUUAGUAAUGAUCCUUGCUCCAGCUUAAAACAACUGUGUGUCCCGGAUGCUCUCUCGUAUUCCUGUAAAAGUUGUGAAGCCGGAGUUCAAUUCAAUACUACAACUAAGACCUGUCCAGGUGAAGUUAAGCCUACACUUCCCCGCAAGACCUGGCCAACAUUUACCUGUAAAGACGUUCAUUGUGGGUCAAAUGCAUACUGUAAUCCCGAUUAUUCAAAACCUUUCGGAUGGUAUUGUAAAUGUAAUGAAGGCUACUAUCCAAAUAUUGUAUCAACUGAAGCAGCUGGAUUUAGUUGUAGCUCGCAACCUCUCAAGUUAUAUCAUGAGGGAACCUAUGUCGUAGCUACUCUAAUCAUAUCGCCGAGGAUUAAUUCGACCGCUGUAAAACAGCAGCUGGCAACCAUGCUUUUCCCGGAGGGUUCAGAUUUUGUUGCUAGCGAGAUAAAAUCGGAACUGACACUUAGCUUUUAUAUUAAUUUCAGUUAUGGCAAUAUAGAAGCCGACUUCCAUAUUAAAAUCAACAGAAGCGUUCCAGUUGAUUUGAAGAAGAUUACUAAUUCGAUUCGAGCUGCAGUUCAAGUUGCUCAAAAUUAUACGUUUAUACGUGUUCAAUAUUUUGAUCCCAAAAUAUGCGGUACAGACUAUGAUCCUUGCUCUGGUCACUCACUGGAAUGCGCUCCUAAGAAUUACGGUUUCGAAUGUCGAAGAUGCCCAACGGGUUCUUAUUUCCAAGGCUGUUUGAAAAAUUGUUCGGAAAUUGACGAAUGUGCUAGCAUACCAAAUAUUUGUAAGGAAAGCGAAAAAUGUAUCAACACAAUUGGAAGCUAUUACUGUCUAUCAGCUAAUGCUACGGAAACCUCUCAAAUCCUUCCGACGGCUAAUAUCUCAGCAACUUCUGCGGACUAUAUGUCAGGAACAAGCGCAACGGAAGCAACCGCGACUACAAUUCCUUCAUCAACUGCUGCCUCAGAAAUUUUAUCAGAUUAUAUCUCAGCAACAGGAGAAGUUAAGACAACGGCGACUCCAAUUCUUGCUUCAGCUAAUGCCUCAGGAACUUUAUCAGCAUAUAUCUCUGCAACAGGAGAAAUUGAAACAACAGCAACUCAAAUUCUUGCUUCAACUAAUGACUCAAAAACUUUAUCAGAAUAUAUUUCAGUAACAGAAGAUGUUAAAACAACAACGACUCAAAUUCUUGCUUCAACUAAUAUUUCCGAGACUUUAUCAGAAUAUAUCUCAAUAACAGGAGAAGUUAAAACAACCGUUACUUCAGUUGAAACAGUAAUUAAGUCUGAAGAACCGUCUAUCGAAAUCUUAACAAGCGCUACCAGUGUAAUAACAUCUUCUGCUCAUAUCCAAUUGGAAAGCUCGAAUGUAGACCAAAGUAGUUCCGUCGAAGUACCGGGAUCUUCGACAAAUUAUAUUGAGAGUACAGGUCACAAGAGUACAAGCUACUGGAGUGAUUCUCAUAGUUCAGCUGUAUCCAUAUUACCGGCACCUUCUGAGGUUGAUUGGUUAGGCACAGCAUUUAAUGAUGUUACCGUUAGCCCAAGUGAAGUCAUCAUUAUUAAUAGUACCGCUACACCCGAAUUACCAACUGAAUAUUGUGCAAGAAAUCGUUGUGAGGCCAAUUCUAUUUGUAUAGUAAAGCCUAACAGUCCAUCAGGAAUUUAUUGUCAGUGUGAUACAGGAUAUCGUCCUACGAACACAACUUCCAUAGGUCAAGUUGGCUGCAAAGAUAUUAAUGAAUGCAUCAUUUCCAAACCUUGUGAUCAUAAAUGUAUCAAUACUGUGGGCAGCUAUUCGUGUUCUUGUCAUCCAGGAUUCAAACUUGGUAGCGAUAAUAAAACUUGUGGAGAUGUAAAUGAAUGCGCUAGCAAUGAUAAUCCUUGCUUCUUUCAAAAGAAGCUUUGCCUCAAUCUCAAUCCGGGAUAUAUGUGUCAAAAUUGUCCCACUGGUAGUUCCUUCGAUACGUUAAUAAACGGUUGUACAGCUGCCUCCACUUCUAGUCCUACUGUUGGUAGCAAUUCCUCUGCUACAUUGGGUGAUCAAUGUAAACAUGAUACUUGUGGGUCAAAAGCAAAAUGUUAUGAUCAGCCGUUAUUAUCACCCCAAUUUUUUUGUCGAUGUCGCCAAGGCUACUAUCAAGAUAACCCCAGCGAAUUACUAAUUAACGGGGAUGGAUGCUUGCCUGGUAGGUUUGUUGCUGGGUACGUGAAUCUUAGACCUAAACCAAACCUUUUUAGUAAUGUUACCGAUGAAAUGCUCAAGUCAGAGACUAAACAUCAGAUGGAAAGUAUGAUUAGAGCACAAUCAGGAAUGCAAAAUCACUUAAUGAGGUCAACGCACAUCUCUAACCGCUAUGGCCAGGUAUUAACGAUUGAUUUUCAGUUAACGCUUAAGAAGGAAGCUCCAAUAUCACUGUCGGCAAUUCAGCAAGUAUUAAGUGCACAAUUGAUGUCCAUUUAUACUUAUGACGUAAUAAGUGCCCAAGUGACAAGUGAACUUAAAGGGAUCUAA